UCAAGACUAAGAAUGCAGAUAUCUUUGUCACUUGUGAUACCACCAAGGAUGUCUUAAACUUACUCCAAACCUAUCAAGCACCCGAAACACGCUAUGGUCUUGAUUGGACAAAGAAGGACGAAGAAAAUAGACAGUCUUUAAUUUAAAAUAAAAUAAAACAAACAAUACAUCUUUUUUCUUUUCUAAAAAAAAAAAUACAUGGGCGUACAAGGGUUAACGAAUAUUCUUGUACGUUAUGCACCGAGUGCCGUCCGUGAAAUCCGAGCCAACACUUUAUCAAAGCAAACGAUUGCAUUCGACGCCAGUUGUCAUUUAAACAAAUUUAUUUAUGGCGAAGAUAAAGGUGUACCCCAUCGUCACAUUCACGGUUUUUAUCAAUUAGCUCGCUUCUGUCAACUCAACCACAUUACUCCCAUCUUUGUCUUUGACGGUCCAGGUCGUUUACCCGCCAAACACCUCGAGACCGAGAAAAGAGCACGCUCACGACGUAAAGUCAAACACUCACUCUUGUUUGAACAGAACCAGUCUACUCGUUUAGACGCUUGGUCUCAACUCACCACGGCAUUAGCAGAGAAUUCGGGAGCUUGUUAUCCUACCGUACAACCCGACAUUGAAUCCAAACUGACCGUCAUGGCCAAAGAAUUAAGGCAGGCACUUUCCAAUUCGGCUGACAGUGAGAAAUAUACGAGAACAGUACGAGAGUUAGCCAUACGAGAAGACGGUCUUGUCACAGACAUGAUGUUACAUCGAAUCAAGGAGGCUCAAUCUUGUUUAAAGACACUUCAAAGAGACAACCUCGCCAUGACACAUUCCUUGGAGGUCGUUUCAAAUCACACAGACAAUACGCACAGAAUGUCAAGAUUUUUUAAAAGCACUAGGAUUCGUAUGUUUUUCCACCAACGAUCAUGAAGCAGAGGCCAUGUGUGCCAACCUUUCAAAGCAAGGUAGAACCACAGCUACCGUCAGUGAAGAUCUAGAUACGUUGGUCUUUGGUGAUGCACCCAUCUUGCGCCAUUUCUUUUCCAAAGCACGACCGAUUCUUCAAAUGGACCCAAUCGUGGCACGCAAAGAACUAGGUCUAUCGCGUGCUUCAUUUGUUGACCUUUGUAUCCUCUGUGGCACAGAUUUCUCGGGUACGAUACGUGGGAUUGGCCCUCAUCGUGCUGUCGAAUGGAUCAAGAAAUAUGGGUCCAUUGAACGUAUCUUGGAACAUUUAGACUCCACAACGUAUGAAGCAUCACCCACGUUUAAUUAUCAAUUGGCUAGAGAUGUAUUUCAUCAUUUGCCACCUAUACCCUCCCAUGACGAUGCCUAUGUGG
Molecule: messenger RNA, 1319 nt
Organism: Mucor mucedo
Lineage: Eukaryota; Fungi; Mucoromycota; Mucoromycetes; Mucorales; Mucoraceae
Exons: 2
Coding region: 199-909 (236 amino acids)
Molecular function (GO): 5'-flap endonuclease activity
Source: RefSeq, a predicted model, not a curated record